AUGGAUUCCGGGUCAACUUCGGCGGGGACUAUCAUCUUCAAGGCAUUUAUGCCUACGCUGAAGAUGGUGCUAUGCAUUUUGCUUGGGUUCUUUGCUACCAAAAAAGGAUGGUUGACGGCUGCCGGUGCUAAAGGUCUAGGAGCUAUCGUCAUUCAAAUCACAUUACCCGCUUUGAUGUUCUCAUCCAUGGUGACCGCUUUCACACCAGAGAACAUCGGCGCAUUCGGUCCUCUAAUGGUGAUAGCGAUCAUGUAUCAACUACUGGGGCUAUCCUUUGCUUGGGUAAUUAGGGAAUUGUUUUAUGUACCUAUAGAUUUUAGAUGGGGUAUUCUCGUGUCCGGCUUGACAUCAAAUUGGGGCAAUCUACCCACUGCGAUUGUGCAAACCAUGGCAAAAGAAGCACCUUUCAACCCGGCUGUGGACGUAGAUCUCGGUGUAGCAUAUGUCGCCAUCUUCAUCUUCAUCAUGAAUACCACGUUCUGGGCUUUGGGUGUGCAUAAGCUUUGUGCGUGGGACUUCCAGGAAAAUCGAAGGCGGCAAGACCAAGCGCCAUUGAAAGAGAGAUGGUCAUCACAGUUAGAAUCGACAAAAGGCAAGUUCUCGAAGAUGACGGGACUGAGAAGUCGUACCAAGGUAGACUUGGAGAAUCAAGUCAUAUCGGAAGCGGAGAUGACGGACAGAGUAGAAGAUACAGGAGACGACAAGACAUUCGCUGAAAACGAUAUCGAGCCGUAUGUUCCCCCAGCGUCAAGUAGCUCCAAUCAAGUGUCUGCAUCCGUACUUCACGAUGCCAUGCCCACUACUCCGCCAUCUCUGACACAAAGUUCUAGCAGACAUUCUCAUCACUCAGGCAAUACUAUCCGAACGGAUCAUGCCGAUUCUGACACUCGAAACCCCGAUAUUGAAAUGGUCAGGAAGCCGAAGACAUCUUUGUGGAAAAGAAUACUGCAUUUCAUCAGAGAUCUACCCAAUGUGACCAAAGCGAUCGUUAUCGCCAUUCCUAUAUCUACGAUCCAACCUCUCAAAUCUCUAUUUGCCACUACAGAAGGUUGGACAGGCGGGAAAAUGCCCAAUGCGCCCGAUGGAAAUCCUCCAUUACACUUCAUCAUCGAAACUGCUUCGUUCUUGGGAGCAAUCGCUGUGCCUGGAGCUCUACUGUUAUUAGGAGCGAGUUUUGCGAGAUUAAAGAUGCCGAAGAAUUGGAAAGAAUUACCUAUCGGAGCAAUCAUAGCUCUUACGACGUCCAAGAUGAUCUUGGUACCGGUGUUUGGCAUAUUUAUCAUACAAGCUUUGAGAGAUCAUACCACGUUACUACCCCGUGCAGAUAAGACUGAUUCGUUAUCGACCUUUUUGCUCUUACAAUAUGCUCUGAUGUUUAUAUUAUCAACAGCGCUUACAGCGAUAGCACUGUAUAUAGUAGAAAGAUAG
Kwoniella shivajii is the source of this 1428-nucleotide messenger RNA. RefSeq lists its product as uncharacterized. Lineage: Eukaryota; Fungi; Basidiomycota; Tremellomycetes; Tremellales; Cryptococcaceae. The record is from RefSeq and is a predicted model, not a curated record. Gene Ontology annotation, biological process: transmembrane transport. Gene Ontology annotation, cellular component: membrane. The transcript has 13 exons. The coding region runs from base 1 to 1428 and encodes 475 amino acids.